Brienomyrus brachyistius is the source of this 806-nucleotide messenger RNA. It is a transcript of the gene tma7, whose product is annotated as translation machinery associated 7 homolog. The coding region runs from base 95 to 289 and encodes 64 amino acids. The record is from RefSeq and is a predicted model, not a curated record. NCBI's taxonomy places the organism in Eukaryota, Metazoa, Chordata, Actinopteri, Osteoglossiformes, Mormyridae. The transcript has 4 exons.
CAGCAUAAGACAUCUAUUUCCGGGUGACUCUUUCGUCUUGGGGUCCUGAUUACCCUCACUUUGGAAAUUGCGUGCAGACUAUACGGUCGAAAACAUGUCUGGAAGAGACGGUGGCAAGAAGAAGCCUUUAAAACAGCCCAAAAAACAAGCAAAAGAAAUGGACGAUGAGGACAUGGCUUUUAAGCAGAAACAAAAGGACGAGCAGAAACAGAUGGAUGCGAUGAAAAACAAAGCUUCUGGAAAAGGACCAUUCGCUGGCAGCGGGAUCAAGAAAUCCGGAAAGAAGUGAAAUGACCUUUGGGAAGAUGUUUUGCAUCGCCCUGCUUUCGGGUCCAUUUUUGAAAGUCAAAAAUUGAAACUGUUGUUCUUUUUAAAGACGGUGAUAGUUUUGCAACUACUGUAUUACCUCAGUCAUGGUUUUGUUUCGCCCCCCCGAAAACCCCAGUGAGAGACAGCAGUUGUGUACUUCAUUAAACCAUAACUUUUCCUCGCUAGACCUGGGGGGUGUUCCAUGAAACAGGAUUUCAAAGUUAGCUGGGUUAACUUAAGAUAGAAAUCAUGACUGUCCAAUAAGAGUUUAGGUAAAGAGCGUUCCUAUUGGGCAAUCAUGACUUCUAACUUAAGUUAACCCAACUAACUUUGAAAUCCUGCUUUGUGGAAUUCCCUCCUGUUUUCAAUAUGCAUCAUUUCUAAAGUCCUAAUUGCCAUUUUUGAAUUGUUUACCUGACUUGUUACACGAAUUUUGGCUCUCUUAGAUCUGUCCUAAAAUGUAAACAUACAAAUUAAAGUAUAUCUAAAACCCAGAA